Messenger RNA from Jaculus jaculus (lesser Egyptian jerboa), 491 nucleotides. It is a transcript of the gene Atp5mf, whose product is annotated as ATP synthase membrane subunit f. Gene Ontology annotation, biological process: proton motive force-driven mitochondrial ATP synthesis. Gene Ontology annotation, molecular function: proton-transporting ATP synthase activity, rotational mechanism. The record is from RefSeq and is a predicted model, not a curated record. Bases 143 to 373 code for a protein of 76 amino acids. The transcript is spliced from 4 exons. NCBI's taxonomy places the organism in Eukaryota, Metazoa, Chordata, Mammalia, Rodentia, Dipodidae.
AGUCCCAAGAUGGUCUCCAACUCACUGUUACCCUCUCACCUCUGCCUCCUGAGUGCUGGAGCUAAAAGCAUGUGCUACCAUGCCCAGCUUGUUUCCAUCUUCUGAUAGCUCAUAAUCAGUGUCACUGAAGGACAAGAAACUUAUGGACGUCAAACUGGGGGAGCUGUCAAGCUGGAUCUUAACGCGGGACUUCACCCCUAAAGGCAUCACUGGAGCUUUCCAGAGAGGUUACAAUCGGUACUACAACAAGUACAUCAACGUGAGGAAAGGGAGCAUUGCUGGGGUUAACAUGGUGCUGGCAGCGUACGUGCUUUUCAGCUACUGCCUCUCCUACAAGGAACUCAAACAUGAGCGCCGUCGCAAGUACCACUGAAGAGGGCCAGCAUGAAGGUGCACUGCUCCUGAAGAUGGCUCCUGUCUGAGCUCAGUAAUGGUUGACUCCUGUCAUGUUCUGAGAACAAGUGCACAAUAAAAGGUGACUGUUAGCUGUG